AUGUCAUAUUUAUUCCGCCUUCUCGUGGCUUUCGCCGUCUCUUGCGCUUUCCUGACGUGUGGUUCCAGCAUGGACGAUCGGCAAUCCAGGCAACACAGGAGCUACAGCGAGAUCGAGGCAGAGCAGCAGGGGAGCUGCGCGCGGACUUGCGCCGAGGUCAAGUGCGACACCUUGGGUUUGCGUUACGGCAAGUACUGCGGCGUGGGGUGGGGGGGCUGUCCGGGGGAGGCACCAUGUGAUGACCUGGACGCCUGCUGCAGAAAGCAUGAUAAAUGCGCCGGAGAGUUUGGCGUCCAGGCUGUUCAGUGCCACAAGAAGUUCAAGAAAUGCAUGCAGAAGGUGCAAGCGUCAGGAAAGACAGGAUUCUCCUCGCUUUGCCCUUAUGAAAGGGUCAUUCCGAUGCUUGUACAGGGGAUGGAUCUUGCAAUAACGCUCUCGCAGUUUGCCAGCGGCCAAGGAGUAACUGCUUGA
Molecule: messenger RNA, 471 nt
Organism: Closterium sp. NIES-65
Lineage: Eukaryota; Viridiplantae; Streptophyta; Zygnematophyceae; Desmidiales; Closteriaceae
Source: the annotation of a GenBank genome assembly